Calliphora vicina (urban bluebottle blowfly) is the source of this 489-nucleotide messenger RNA. It is a transcript of the gene CCAP, whose product is annotated as Crustacean cardioactive peptide. NCBI's taxonomy places the organism in Eukaryota, Metazoa, Arthropoda, Insecta, Diptera, Calliphoridae. The transcript has 3 exons. The coding region runs from base 34 to 489 and encodes 151 amino acids. The record is from RefSeq and is a predicted model, not a curated record.
AAAAAAAUUUACUAAAAAAAAACAAACACAAAUAUGUUGACAUUUAAACCGUGUUUAUUGUUGUGGCUUUUAAGUGCUCACUUGUGUUACGCUACUGAAGCUGAGGAGAAUCACAAAUUAAGCGGCAUCAUACAAUGGAAAUAUGAAAAGCGGCCAUUUUGUAAUGCAUUUACAGGUUGUGGCAAAAAGCGUACCUCUUCCCACCCACCAUAUCCGGUUAUAAAACGUGGUGAAAUUGAAGAUAAAACCCUGUACAAUAGCAACGAUUACAUUUCCGAAGGUCUGUCCGAUUUGAUUGAUAUUAAUGCCGAACCUGCAGUCGAGAAUGUUCAAAAGCAAAUUAUGUCUCAGGCCAAGAUCUAUGAGGCCAUUAAAGAGGCGAGUAAGGAAAUUUACCGACAAAAGAACAAACAGCGAUUACACAAUUUACAACAGAAUCAACUACUGAAGGAGGAACAGGAAAAACUGGAGGACAAUGAUAAUGUUUAA